Messenger RNA from Brugia malayi, 1677 nucleotides. RefSeq lists its product as uncharacterized. Gene Ontology annotation, molecular function: neurotransmitter receptor activity; transmembrane signaling receptor activity; chloride channel activity. Gene Ontology annotation, biological process: signal transduction; chloride transmembrane transport; chemical synaptic transmission. Lineage: Eukaryota; Metazoa; Nematoda; Chromadorea; Rhabditida; Onchocercidae. The transcript has 12 exons. The record is from RefSeq and is a predicted model, not a curated record. Gene Ontology annotation, cellular component: neuron projection; membrane; synapse. Bases 1 to 1677 code for a protein of 558 amino acids.
AUGAAUUAUCCAUAUACUCUGAUUUUUUUACUGAAAACAACUGCUUUACUUAUUAUUCAAAUUAUUCAGGCAACUGCAAAUACCGAACUCUCAGGUUGUGAGAAGUGUGAUUUACGUUCAUCAUUUUGUCAAAAAAGUAGUAGUACGGGUAAAGUAACUUGUAUUUGUCGUUCUGGCUUUGUCGCUGAUAGUAUUGGAAGAUGUCACCAUAUGCCUGAAGCUCGUGAAAUUAAUAUGUCAAAUAAUAAAUGUCUUAUGGGACAAGAUGAAGGAAGAGCUGAAAAAAUUUUAACAGAAUUAUUGAAAACAUAUGAUCGAAAUUUAGUGCCAGAAGCAAAAGGUGUUGAUGUUGAUGUUGAAAUACUUAUUCAGCAGAUAUCUGAAAUUUCUGAAAUACAUAGCAGUUCUAAGAUGCAUAUUUUAUUAGCGCAAAUUUGGCGUGAUCCUAACUUAUCAUUUCAGGAUAUGGAAGGAGCAGAUUGUGUACAAAAUUUAACUUUAUCACAUCGAAUGGUUGAACAAUUAUGGUUACCAAAUGUUUGUAUUGUAAAUAGUAAAGGUUCACUGAUACAUCAUUCACCUACACCAAAUGUUUUCCUUUCUAUUUUACCGAAUGGUACCGUUUGGAUAAAUUACAGGAUUAUGGUUGAAACACCAUGUGAAAUGGAUUUUUCAAUUUUUCCAAUGGAUCGUGUUGAAUGCAUAAUGGUUUUUGAAAGUUAUUCAUUUAAUAUUGGUAAAGUUCGUCUACACUGGAAACGUCAUGGUAUUCCGGUUGAAGUAAUUGGUGAAACAAAUUUACCGGAUUUUCAUAUGACACAUUACAUUCAUGAAAAAGCAUCAUUCCAUUAUCCAGCGGGUGUUUGGGAUCAUUUAAAUAUAAAAUUAUAUUUUCGUCGCUCAUACGGUUUCUAUCUGUUACAAAUUUACCUUCCAACUUAUUGUAUGGUACUCAUUUCAUGGAUAUCAUUUUGGUUAGAUCGUCGAUCAUUACCCGCACGGGUAACUGUUGGCGUUUCAUCAAUGAUGGCACUUACUUUACAAUAUUCAAAUGUUGCAAGGACACUUCCAAAGGUUUCAUAUGUGAAAGGUUUGGAUUUAUUUAUGUUCGGUUGUGUUGGAUAUAUUUUUUUAUCAAUUGUUGAAUUAGCUAUUGUUGGAAUGUUAGAAAAGUCGAAUACGUCAAGGAGUCGUGGAAGUGCUGAAACUGAUAUUAUUAAUACAACUAGUUUACUUUUAAAUGAAACUCGAUCAAGUAAACGAUUAUUCAGGGAAGGUCGAAGACGAAAGUUACCACUAACUGAACAAGUUGACGAAGAUAAACGAUUAUCCAGAAAAGUUGACAUUGAUCUGAAUGAUAGUUUAUGGACACGUAAUGCGGCAACAUUUGCCGAAUACGGUGAACGAAAUCCAACAUCAACAAUUCGACAUCCGGAAAUAAUGAAAUUAAAUGAGUACAAUGGUGAAAAUACGAAUCGUUACUUUCCCUAUCGAAUAACCGAAGAAGCAAGAAGUGAUAGUAAACAUCGACGAAAAAAACACAACAAUGAACGAAGAUUUUUAAGACAUUGGACUGGUGAAGAUAUGGAUAAUUUAUGUCAAAAAGCAUUUCCAAUUUCAUUUGCACUGUUGAAUAUGGUAUAUUGGACGUAUUAUACUGCACGAGCAAAUGAUUAA